AUGGUCGCUUUCUUAUUGGAGGGAAAUGAAACAACAUGGUUGGAGUCGAUGGGAAGGACAGUUAAUUCCAUGGAGGUUACUUGGACAAGUUUCAAAGAUUUCUUCCUUGAACACUUCUUUCCUCCGGACAAGCAUCAAGAUAUGAUUAGGCAGUUUGAAGAACUUGAGCAGAAUACAGAUCAAACGGUGGUCGAAUACGAGUGUGAGUUUGAUCGCUCGUCGAUAUUUGCUGCUCAUCCUAUGCCUACCGAAGCAGAUAGGAUGGACAGGUUUUUGGGUGGAUUGCAUAAUGGGAUUUCUCGACAUAUUAUUGGGAACCCUAGUUUUAAUACUUAUGCCCUGGUUGUAAAUUGUGCUAAGGCAUAUUGCUUGAAGAUUCAAGAGGAAAAGAAGAAGAAAGUUGGUAAAGUGGAUACCAAGGUUACCGAGAAGAAGGAAAAUAAGGGUGGUAAUUCCAAUGGAAAAAAACGUUAUUUUCACCAAGGUAAUCAGGGAUGGAAGAAUCCACGAACAGAUGAAGGGAACAAUGGUAAUGGAGCCAUGGUUCAUGCACCACAACCCGUGAGAACUGAGGGUUAUGUAUUUAAGGGACCUUUUUAUCACUUCCAUGAACAAGGACACAAGGCUCGUAAUUGUCCAAACAAGGGCAAAUCUCCUGCUGAGUAUGGGCGAUGUAAAGUACAGAACCAGCCUCAGGGCCGAGGGCCUCAGCCUCGGUUGAAUGCUGUCUUGCCUCAAAAUGGCGAGGGACCGAUGGUAAUGUUGGAAGGUAUUUUACUUAUUCACACUCGUCAUGGUAGAGUAUUGUUGGAUACUAGAGCUACUCAUUCUUUUAUAUCUGAUAUGUUUGUGAAAACUUUGCCUGUUGUGUUAGAGCGUUGUUCUGAUGUUGUUAUGUCACCGAAGGGUAGUUCAACGUCUAUUGAUCAUAUGUGCAUGGAUUGGCUUGCUGCCCAUCAUGCUAAGCUAGACUGCUAUGCUAAGACAACCACUUUUCCUAUUCAUGAGAAAAGUGAUGUUGUUGUGUCUGACUUAUCGGGAAGUUCAGAGAAGACUCUUAAGUUGUGUAGUGCUUUGCUUGAGGGUUCAUCGGUGAAGAGUAUUCCAUUGGAGUCCAUAGAAGUGCCAAAGCUCCUUAUCGAAUGGCACAGGUAG
This is a messenger RNA of Papaver somniferum (opium poppy), 1155 nucleotides long. RefSeq lists its product as uncharacterized. The record is from RefSeq and is a predicted model, not a curated record. The transcript has 3 exons. Bases 1 to 1155 code for a protein of 384 amino acids. NCBI's taxonomy places the organism in Eukaryota, Viridiplantae, Streptophyta, Magnoliopsida, Ranunculales, Papaveraceae.